Messenger RNA from Spirodela intermedia, 637 nucleotides. The record is from the annotation of a GenBank genome assembly. Lineage: Eukaryota; Viridiplantae; Streptophyta; Magnoliopsida; Alismatales; Araceae.
AUGCUGUGCCAUGGAGAUGCUAUAGAAGGUGAGAGCUCGCUCGCCACAAGUGGAGCUGUGAAAGGACCUAGAGAUGUCGGAUAUCCAAGUAUGUUCCCAGUCUUGAAUAAGACCAACUAUCCAUUGUGGGCGAUGCGUAUGCAACUCCACUUGGAGGCUCACAGCUUAUGGGAUGCUAUUGAGUUGGAGACAAUAGCAAGAAAGAAGGAUUGACAAGCCCUCUUUGUGAUGUUCAGAGCUGUGUCUAAAGGCAUCUAGACACAACUACUUGGGAGCUUUUCAAAGUGACGUAUGUGGGAGUGACUUGUCUCAUGAAAUCAAGACUUCAAGGUCUCAGGUGAGAAUUUGAGAUGUUUCAAAAUGGGGGAUGAUGAAAUUGUGAUUGACUUUUCCGAAAAACUGUCACGAGUUGUCACUCAAAUCAGAAAUUUGGGUGAAAAGUUAUAAGAAGGUGCUGUUGUUGCCAAGCUUCUUCGAGCAACACCAGGGAGAUUUGAUCCAAUUACAGCAUCUCUCAAGCAAUUUGGCAACAUCGACUCCAUGCCAUUUGAAGGAGUUACAUCUCUUAAGAUCUACAAAGAAAAACUCAAAAUCCAUCAAGAAAGGAAGGAAGAACAAGUCCUCUCCUCUAGCAUGA